Messenger RNA from Somion occarium, 2256 nucleotides. NCBI's taxonomy places the organism in Eukaryota, Fungi, Basidiomycota, Agaricomycetes, Polyporales, Cerrenaceae. The record is from the annotation of a GenBank genome assembly.
UGGGGUGAUAAGAUUAGAUAGACGCGUAUCAUGUUUGUCCAAUGCUUGCUUGCGGUGACCUGCCUACUUGACUGUUAACUUAUGCCACCAUCCACUUCUCUUUCACCGAGGCGGAGGCGUGUCAGAAGACAAGUCUCAGCGUCAGCUACUUCUGGGACGAAAUGGGGAACAAAAGCGUUUCCAUUCAAUACUCUGUCCGGCAAGCGUAGGCAGCAUCGAAGAGACUCCUCACCAUCGCAGUCAAGCACUACUUACACUUUCUCACCUGAACUUCAAAGCGAAGUAUCAGAUGUUGAGGAAGGGCACAUGCGCGCAUUUAGUGCCGACGAUACCUUGGUCUCUCAUAGAGAAUCGUUUCCAGUUUCGCCUAAACACGCUCCGUUAGCCUAUGCAUCACUUCCGCCAACGCCAAUAUCUACCUCUCCGCCUCGCGAGUCUACCCCUCCGCCUUCAACACCUAGGUCAGACAGUCGGAGGGAUUAUGUUACCUCUCAUGAACCACCUUUCUCUCUAUGGGACUACUUGCGUGAGGAGCUCCUUGCAACCGAUUUCGACUCACACCAGGAACUCAAAUGGGAGAGAGUUAGCAACUUUAUCAAUAUGCCUGUUGCGUUGGAGAAGAUUUUCUUCAUCGGCUUCAUCCUGUGUUUUGAUUCGUUCCUCUACACAUUCACUAUUCUUCCCAUCCGCUUCGCACUGGCCUUAGGUCGGCUACUUCUCAACACGGUAACCCGCAGCUCCAAUGCACUACCGCCUUCUCAGAAAGCCGACAUUCUGAGGGCACUACUUCUAGUCAUUUCAGUUGUCAUACUUAGUCCUCUGACCGAUGCGAGUAAAAUAUACCACUCCAUUCGCGGUCAAGAUACCAUCAAACUGUAUGUCAUCUUCAACGCACUUGAAAUUGCGGACCGGCUUUGUGCUUCCAUAGGGCAGGAUAUCAUAGACUGUCUCUUCUCGAGGUCAACAUUAGAAGUCAUCUCACAUAGAAAGGCCCCUACGUCGCAUACCUUAAAGCCGCUGCUUUACUUCUUACUCGCGCUCAUCUACAACGUUUCCCAUACAUUGGUCAUGGUCUACCAGAUGAUUUCCCUCAAUGUCGCGGUGAACUCAUAUGACCACGCGCUCCUCACACUUCUAGUGUCCAACCAGUUCGUCGAGAUCAAGGGUAGCGUAUUUAAGAAGUUCGAAAAGGACAACUUAUUCCAAAUAACAUGUGCAGAUAUUGUCGAACGUUUUACCCUCUCACUUAUGCUCAUUAUCGUCGCCUUCCGUAACCUCAUCGAACUUAGCGGUACAGCCUUCAACUUCAGUGAAGGUUUCGCAUUACCAAAGAGUUUUGGGUGGUUCCGAGGUGAUAACGUCCUCUGGACAAUAUCUUAUCCUGUGCUAACUGUACUGGUAUCCGAAAUGUUCGUUGACUGGCUCAAGCAUGCCUUCAUCACCAAGUUCAACCAUAUUCGACCUUCAGUGUAUGAACGAUACACAGACGUUCUCUGUCGUGACCUUUCUUCCGGAAGUGCAGUUGGUCGAAAGGGCGCACGCAAGCAUACGUACGUCGACCAAUCACCCUUAGUCGCGCGUCGUCUAGGCUUCGCAUCGGUUCCACUUGCAGUGCUAGCCAUCCUCAUAGGCUCGCAAACCAUUACUCUCUUCCUUGCGAUGCAUUCCGAUGAUUCAUCGCCAUGGAACUGGAACUUUUCGGAAAUGAGUACUAACGAAUUGGUGAAUAUCGGGAAAUGGGUCGCGCUAGCAGUCUUAUUUUGGUUUUGUACACUAGUGAUCAAGAUUAUCAUUGGUGUACAGCUCCUCAGUUAUGCUACGCGACGACGAGCAGGAAUGGAAGCUCGUGCAGCUGCGGAUGUGGUGAAUGACUUUGGGAGAGAUCCUAUAGGGGAAGGUAAAGAAGAACGAGAGUACAAUCGAGACCUCAAGACCAUCCUGGAUAACAAGCGGGACGACGCAGUACCUGUUGCUGAGAUCGGAGAACGCAAACAAGGAGACGGCGGUGGAAAAGUAGAUGGUGGCGAUAAGGGGGGUAGAGGGGAUGGUGGGAAGAAGAGGCUGGAGUUGGAGGAGAUUACGAGGUUUACCAUGGUCAAGAGGAUCUGGUAGACAUGAUCAUUGUCACGAUGUCUCUAUCAAGUGUGAUUUAAUAAGCUCGUUAAUGAAGGAAUGACGACGAUGAUACAAAAAUCAAAAGCAAGCAGUGACAUAUGCUACAAAUAGCAAGGGAAAGAAUAAAUUAUGAAACAUAAA